Molecule: messenger RNA, 1692 nt
Organism: Diabrotica balteata
Lineage: Eukaryota; Metazoa; Arthropoda; Insecta; Coleoptera; Chrysomelidae
Source: the annotation of a GenBank genome assembly
AUGCAUGAAGAAACGUCGGGUAUGAGCGUUCCCAGCUCUGUUGCCGUAUCUACCGUCGUACAAAAUGAAAACGGCACGUCUACUACGGUUUCUGUGGUCAAUGCCGAUGCCGAGGUGGAAUUGGAAGUUGUAACAGACAAUGACAAUGUAGAAUUGCAAGUGCCUUUCUCCACUAAUUCAGGAGGAGUCAACACGCUGUCUGGGAUCGACAUGGGCCCCAGCUAUCAGAUAGCCGGCUCUGCCACUUCUCUCACCGGUGUUGGAGACAUUACAGACACCAAAGACGGAAUUGAGGAACUGUGUCCUGUGUGCGGGGAUAAAGUUUCGGGGUACCACUACGGCCUGCUUACCUGUGAAUCUUGUAAAGGAUUUUUCAAACGAACCGUGCAAAAUAAGAAAGUUUAUACGUGCGUCGCUGAAAGGAGUUGUCAUAUUGACAAAACCCAGAGGAAGAGGUGCCCUUUUUGCAGGUUUCAGAAAUGUCUGGAAGUUGGGAUGAAGCUAGAAGCUGUUCGAGCAGACAGGAUGAGGGGCGGGCGAAAUAAAUUCGGACCCAUGUACAAGAGGGAUCGGGCCAGAAAGUUGCAGAUAAUGCGGCAGCGGCAGUUGGCGGCGCAAACGUUGAGGGGCGGAUUAGGGGCCGAUAUGUAUUCCGGACAACCGGGCACUUCGCCCUUCGCCAACAUCCACAUCAAACAAGAAAUACAAAUACCUCAAGUGUCCUCCCUUACCUCAUCGCCAGAUUCGUCGCCCAGUCCCAUAGCCGUAGCUUUAGGUCAGGUGAACUCAUCCUUGGUGCAGCCCACGUCCAAUCAGCAGCCCGCUCUCCAGAUCGUCGGCGUUCCUGGAGGUCACUCGUCGAUGGUCAUGGGCCCAGAAAACAAGCUCUGGGGCCAAGCGAACUCCACCACCACAUCACCCCUUAGUCCCAAAGUGUUCCAAUUCGAGACUGUCGUACCGGGCAGCAGUGUACCGCCUUCGAGUAAAGUGUCGCCGCUCAUUAGGGAUUUCGUGGCCGCCGUUGACGAUCGCGAAUGGCAAAACUCUUUGUACACUCUUUUACAAAACCAGACGUACAAUCAGUGUGAAGUGGACUUAUUUGAACUAAUGUGUAAAGUUUUGGACCAAAAUCUCUUUUCUCAAGUCGAUUGGGCGAGGAAUUCGAUAUUCUUUAAAGAUCUCAAGGUGGACGAUCAAAUGAAACUUCUGCAGCAUUCAUGGUCGGAUAUGUUGGUGCUGGAUCACAUACACCAGCGCACGCACAAUAACCUCCCCGACGAAACCACCCUCCACAACGGCCAGAAAUUUGACCUCCUCAAUUUGGGAUUGCUCGGCGUCCCGAGUCUGGCCGACCAUUUUAAUGACAUCACUGUCAAAUUGCAAGAGUUGAAAUUUGACAUCAGUGACUACAUCUGUAUAAAGUUUAUGCUUCUACUUAAUCCAGAUGUUCGAGGGAUUACCAAUAGGAAACACGUUCAAGAAGGAUAUGAACAAGUCCAGCAAGCUUUACUCGAAUACACAGUUACAUGCUAUCCACAAGUACAGGAUAAAUUCAACAAGAUGCAACAACUGUUACCGGAAAUCCACAGCUUAGCGGCGCGAGGCGAAGAACAUCUCUACCACAAACACUGCAGUGGCAGCGCUCCGACGCAAACCCUUCUCAUGGAGAUGCUCCACGCCAAGAGGAAAUAA